Magnolia sinica is the source of this 299-nucleotide messenger RNA. RefSeq lists its product as uncharacterized. NCBI's taxonomy places the organism in Eukaryota, Viridiplantae, Streptophyta, Magnoliopsida, Magnoliales, Magnoliaceae. The transcript is spliced from 4 exons. Gene Ontology annotation, biological process: proteasome assembly. The annotation marks the transcript as partial. The record is from RefSeq and is a predicted model, not a curated record.
UGUGCUAGGAAGGAAGAAGGCAUGUCAGUCAAUCCAACUUUCAAUGUGUCAGUUAUAUUUGGUAAACCAGAUGAGCCGAUGCUGGUAGCAUGCGCACGCCAACUGAUCGAGCACAUAAUUAGCUGUGGUUCAUCUAGGCCGUUGGUGCUCUCUCUCGGUCUCAAGGACCACUCUCUGGAGACACUGAAAGGCAUUGUUUCUGUUGUCAUCGAGAAUCGCCUUUGGUAAGAUCUACAUCGCGGUCAUUUUGAUAAUUUUAGGAACUGAUUUUGUAGUUAGCCCGACUGUAAAAUUUUCAU